This is a messenger RNA of Stomoxys calcitrans (stable fly), 1632 nucleotides long. RefSeq names its product adult enhancer factor 1 (gene Aef1). The record is from RefSeq and is a predicted model, not a curated record. The transcript has 4 exons. Gene Ontology annotation, molecular function: RNA polymerase II cis-regulatory region sequence-specific DNA binding; DNA-binding transcription factor activity. NCBI's taxonomy places the organism in Eukaryota, Metazoa, Arthropoda, Insecta, Diptera, Muscidae. The coding region runs from base 724 to 1632 and encodes 302 amino acids. Gene Ontology annotation, biological process: regulation of transcription by RNA polymerase II.
CGUUUGAACUGUCAAAGGUGUCCGCGAGAGAGAGGCUGCGUUUUUUCUUUCUACAAAAAAUACCUACCUUUUUUCUUAACCGACCUCAACAAUUUUAAAAAAGAAAAUCAUAACAAACUUUUAAGAUACAUGCAUUAAUUUUCAUUAGUCAAUCGUUAAUUUGAACGUUUAGAUAGACAUCGAAUGAAAUUCAAAUGGAAAAUUGAAGUGGAAGGAUAAAAAAACACUUUUGGCCAAGGAAAGAAUGGAAUGUCGGGCGAAAAUGUGUUUGAGUGAACCUGAAAAUAUGCAUUGAGGAAAGUUUGAAAGUUUAGUUUGCUACUUUAAUGCAUAUAUAACGUGUUCCAGAGUUGGUAUUUAACGUGAGUUCGCUUUUCAACAAAUCAAAACAGGGAAAACUGGAAGUGCCUCGCAGGCAAGGUGAUUGGGAAAUUUUUAAUCAGACGUGUCGCCAAGACAACGUACUUGCUCACCGAUGGCAAGGCUUCCCUAAGAAACGUGAUACAUUUAUCUGUAAUAAAGGAGAUAAAAAUCCCAACUUUUUGAUAGCCAUCACAAAUAUUUUAAAGGAGAGACAAUUGCUAAGAACUUUUAAAGUGAAUCGGCCGUGUCCCCAAACAAUUUGUACUUUAGGAAAUCAGUAAAUUUAUUGAAUAAUUUUAAGAGCUUUGCAAAAGUUCUUGGAGUUUUUCUGCGAAAGGAAGAAAUCGUAGCAUUCCUAGAAUGCAUAUAAAAAGUCUGCAACAUGCUCACGCUGCUGCAGCGGCAGCAGCAAUGCCAAACUGUGAAAUUGUAAUUGUAUCGUCGUCGCCUAAUCAUAAUAACAACAACAACAAUAAUAAUAAUGAAAGUACAAAUGGAGCAUCCAGCAAUGGAAGUGGUGGAGGAGCUCAUAAUCAUCAUCACCCCGGUCCCCCGACAGCUGCACCGGCGGAAAUUCCCAUACCAUUUAUGCAUUUGGCAAGCGUAAGUGAGGCUCAGAAGCUCACCAUGGCCGCAGCUCAGGCUGCAGCCGCGCAAGCUGCGGCAGCAGAACACCAAAACGGCGGUAUUGGACCUGCACCUGGCAGCACUUUGGCGCACCAUCAUGCCAUAUUGCAGCAGCAUCCAUUGGCCCAUUUGGUGGCCUCGGCUGCCCAUAGUCCUGCGCUAUCAGAACAACAUUUUAUUGCCCGCGAUGCUACUGUCUUGACAAACGGCCAUAAUGGCAGUACAACGCCCGUAUCUGGAGGUGGUCCUGCUCCCGAGAAGCCCUUUCAAUGUAACGUGUGUGAAAGGCGAUUCCGGCAACUGAGCACACUCACCAAUCAUGUGAAAAUUCACACCGGAGAGAAACCGUACAAAUGCAAUGUUUGUGAUAAAACAUUUCGUCAAUCGUCCACUCUUACAAAUCAUUUGAAAAUACACACUGGAGAGAAACCAUUCAACUGUACCUAUUGCCCGAAGCAUUUUCGUCAAUUGAGUACUCUAACAAAUCACUUGAAAAUUCAUACAGGCGAAAAACCUUUUGAAUGUGCCGUUUGUAAAAAACAAUUCCGUCAAUCAAGUACUCUUAACAACCAUAUAAAGAUCCAUGUAAUGGACAAGGUCUAUGUUCCCGUUAAGAUCAAAACUGAGGAGGAGGAAGGAUGA